AUGUCGUCGAUUUCCGCAAUGGCAAAGCGCCUGGAGGGCAAGACGGUGCUGGUCACAGGCGCCUCGUCGGGCAUUGGACGCAGCGUGGCGCAGGAAUUCGCGCGAACCAGCCCCAACAACCUCAAAAUCAUCCUGACCGCACGGCGUAUCGACACAUUGAAACAGGUGGCCGCAGACAUUGCGAAAGAAGUUGGCGACGGGGUCAAAGUGCUUCCUGUGAAGCUUGACAUCUCCAAGCCCGAAGAAGUCGCCAAUUUCAUCCCCGACUUACCAGAGGAGUUUAAGGAUAUCGAUAUUCUGGUCAACAAUGCCGGGCUCGUCAAGGGCAUGGACAAAGCUCCCGACAUCAAGGCUGAGGAUAUGCAGAUCAUGUUUGACACAAACGUGACGGGCCUCAUUAAUAUGACGCAGGCUGUGUUACCUAUCUUCAAAACCAAGCAGAAUGGCGCGGACGGCGGACGAGGAGAUGUCAUUAUGAUCGGAAGCAUUGCUGGCCGCGAGGGAUAUCCUGGCGGAAGUAUUUACUGUGCGACUAAAGCUGCGGUACGGACAUUUACGGACGCUCUGAGACGAGAGUUGAUCGCAACGAGGAUUCGAGUCAUUGAAAUUGAUCCCGGCCAGGUCGAGACGGAAUUCUCCAUCGUCCGCUUCUACGGUGACAAAGCUAAAGCCGACGCGGUGUACCAGGGUGUCGAACCAUUGACCCCCGAUGAUAUCGCGGAGACCGUUGUCUUUGCUGCCGGACGCAGGGAGAACGUCGUGAUUGCUGACGCGUUGAUCUUCCCUAAUCAUCAGGUCAGUUGUUUUCCCUUCUAUAUAUUCUCCGUAAAGUCGUCUCAAGCCCAAAUGCCGCUAUGGCGAGCGUGUCUCCUCCCGGUCCCCGUGAACGGUUGGUACUAG
Rhinocladiella mackenziei CBS 650.93 is the source of this 900-nucleotide messenger RNA. RefSeq lists its product as uncharacterized. Lineage: Eukaryota; Fungi; Ascomycota; Eurotiomycetes; Chaetothyriales; Herpotrichiellaceae. The record is from RefSeq and is a predicted model, not a curated record. Gene Ontology annotation, cellular component: cytosol. Gene Ontology annotation, molecular function: oxidoreductase activity. The transcript has 2 exons. Bases 1 to 900 code for a protein of 299 amino acids.